Molecule: messenger RNA, 2933 nt
Organism: Artibeus jamaicensis (Jamaican fruit-eating bat)
Lineage: Eukaryota; Metazoa; Chordata; Mammalia; Chiroptera; Phyllostomidae
Gene: RBM39
Product: RNA binding motif protein 39
Exons: 19
Coding region: 471-2060 (529 amino acids)
Biological process (GO): mRNA processing
Cellular component (GO): nucleus
Molecular function (GO): RNA binding
Source: RefSeq, a predicted model, not a curated record
UGUAUAUGUGUGUUAGUGAAUGUGAGUACGGGGAAGCAGCCGCCGCCAUUUCAGGGAGGCUGCGGACGUUGUCGCAGGCUUGGAUCCUGAGCUGCGGAAGCCGCUGUCCUGCACUCCCGAGCGGCCUUCUCUAAUCCCAUUGUUUCUUUUAGAUUUGCUCGGGCCUAUCCGCCCUCGGAGCCUGAAAUUCGGGCUGGGCGGUACUGCGGCCCGGGCCUAGAGGCUUAACUGUAGCAACAGCGGCGGCAGCUGCAGCAGCUCCCUUCUUUCUGAACACGAGCAGCACAGGGGCCCGGAAGCCCGCACAGGCGUUUAGAGAAAAUGGCAGACGAUAUUGAUAUUGAAGCAAUGCUUGAAGCUCCUUACAAGAAGACUUGCCUAACGAUAUCUCACCUCUACUCCCAUGAAUUCACCUUUGAUUCCAGUGUGAACUGUCAAUCAUAAGGAUGAGAACAAGUUGAGCAGUGCUAAUGGCCAUGAAGAACGUAGCAAAAAACAAAGUUUCUGCCUCCUUGGAAAGCUCUACAUCUCCUUGUGAUUGGAGUGUGGGUUUCAAGAUUCCGGAAGGUGGGAAAAAAAGCAAGAGCAGAAGUCGUAGUCAUGAACGAAAAAGAAGCAAAAGUAAGGAACGGAAGCGAAGCAGAGAUAGAGAAAGGAAAAAGAGCAAAAGCCGUGAAAGGAAGCGAAGUAGAAGCAAAGAAAGGAGACGGAGCCGCUCAAGAAGUCGAGAUCGCAGAUUCAGAGGCCGCUACAGAAGUCCUUACUCCGGACCAAAAUUUAACAGUGCCAUCCGAGGAAAGAUUGGGUUGCCUCAUAGCAUCAAAUUAAGCAGACGACGCUCCCGAAGCAAAAGUCCUUUCAGAAAAGACAAGAGCCCUGUGAGGGAACCUAUCGAUAAUUUAACUCCUGAGGAAAGAGAUGCAAGGACUGUUUUCUGCAUGCAGCUGGCAGCAAGAAUUCGGCCAAGGGAUUUGGAAGAGUUUUUCUCUACAGUAGGAAAGGUUCGAGAUGUGAGAAUGAUUUCUGAUAGAAAUUCAAGACGUUCCAAAGGAAUUGCUUAUGUGGAAUUUGUUGAUGUUAGCUCAGUGCCUCUAGCAAUAGGAUUAACUGGCCAACGGGUUUUAGGAGUGCCAAUCAUAGUACAGGCAUCACAGGCAGAAAAAAACAGAGCUGCAGCAAUGGCAAACAAUCUACAAAAAGGAAGUGCUGGACCUAUGAGGCUUUAUGUGGGCUCAUUACAUUUUAACAUAACUGAAGAUAUGCUUCGGGGGAUCUUUGAGCCUUUUGGAAGGAUUGAAAGUAUUCAGCUCAUGAUGGAUAGUGAAACAGGUCGAUCCAAAGGAUACGGAUUUAUUACGUUUUCUGAUUCAGAAUGUGCCAAGAAGGCUUUGGAACAACUUAAUGGAUUUGAGCUAGCUGGAAGACCAAUGAAAGUUGGUCAUGUUACUGAACGUACUGAUGCUUCCAGCGCUAGCUCAUUUUUGGACAGUGAUGAACUGGAAAGGACUGGAAUUGACUUGGGAACAACUGGUCGUCUCCAAUUAAUGGCAAGACUUGCAGAGGGUACAGGUUUGCAGAUCCCACCAGCAGCACAGCAAGCUCUGCAAAUGAGUGGCUCUUUGGCAUUUGGUGCUGUGGCAGAAUUCUCUUUUGUUAUAGAUUUGCAAACAAGACUUUCUCAACAGACUGAAGCUUCAGCUUUAGCUGCGGCUGCCUCUGUUCAACCUCUUGCAACACAGUGUUUUCAACUCUCUAACAUGUUUAACCCUCAAACGGAAGAAGAAGUUGGAUGGGAUACAGAGAUUAAGGAUGAUGUGAUUGAAGAAUGUAAUAAACAUGGAGGAGUUAUUCAUAUUUAUGUUGACAAAAAUUCAGCUCAGGGCAAUGUGUAUGUGAAGUGCCCGUCAAUUGCUGCAGCCAUUGCUGCUGUCAAUGCAUUGCAUGGCAGGUGGUUUGCUGGUAAAAUGAUAACAGCAGCAUAUGUACCUCUUCCAACUUAUCACAACCUAUUUCCUGAUUCUAUGACAGCAACACAACUACUGGUUCCAAGUAGACGAUGAAGGAAGAUAUAGUCUCUUAUGUACAUAGCUCUUUUUCUUUCUUGAGAAUUCAUCUUGAGUUAUCUUUUAUUUAGAUAAAAAUAAAGAGGCAAGGGUCUACUGUCAUUUGUAUACAAUUCCUGUUACCUUGAAAAAAUAAAAAUGUUAACAGGAAUUGCAGUGUGCUCAUUCUCCCUAACUAGCAAAUCCCACUGUAUACAAAGCUGUUGUUCUCUUGUUCUGCCUUUUAAAUGUACAUGUAGAAAAUUACAUUAAAGAUCUAUAGGAAUAGCUCUAGGGAAACAAAUGUGCUUAAUGUAAAAAGGCAGACAGGGAUAUGAUGUUUUUAAUGUUUCAUUUCAGAAGCCUAACUUUUUACACAGCAGUUACAUUUCACAUUUUUGCUAAUGUUACUUUUAGCUAAUGGUUUAGCAGGGGUUUCUGAAAUGCAUAUUUAGUGUAUGGAAACUCAAGACAGCUUAAGGGCUGUUUGAUUAACAUCUCACAUUCUGAUCAAUUGGCAAGAAAAGGUUUCAAAAUUUCAUUUUUGAAUGGUAUCUUUUCAAUUAAUGUAUCUGUAAAAGUUUCUUUGUAAAUAUGUGUUCUGGUGUGUCUAAGGUCCCAAACAAAAUGAUCCCUGCAUUUCCUCAAGAUGUUUAGUGACAGUCUGGUUAAGGCAAAGCAGUCUGAGCAAGAAAUAGGAAAUGCAGAAAUAGGUUUUGUCUGGUUGCAUAUAAUCUUUGCUCUUUUUAAGCUCUGUGAGCUCUGAAAUAUAUUUUUGGGUUACUUCAGUGUGUUUGACAAGACAGCUUGAUAUUUCUAUCAAACAAAUGACUUUCAUAUUGCAACAAUCUUUGUAAGAACCACUCAAAUAAAAUUCUCUUUAAAAGGCCA